Molecule: messenger RNA, 977 nt
Organism: Physella acuta
Lineage: Eukaryota; Metazoa; Mollusca; Gastropoda; Physidae
Product: syntaxin-8
Biological process (GO): vesicle fusion; intracellular protein transport
Cellular component (GO): SNARE complex; endomembrane system
Molecular function (GO): SNARE binding; SNAP receptor activity
Source: RefSeq, a predicted model, not a curated record
AUCUAGACCAAAGUUCAUGGCAUGCGCAUGAAUUUUAUUUCCGUGUUUACAAAAUGGCUGGUGACUCCUGGUUAACAGAAUAUGACUCCUGCUCGAGGCUGGGGCAGGAGGUCAUGGAACAAAUCAAUGAAAGAAACAAGCAUGCAAGAACUAGUGCUGCUUACACUAAGCUUUCAGCCCAGAUACGCUCACGGACAAGGCAGUUCACGUCUGACUUGAACAGAUUGAAACAAAACUUACUGAGAGCAUCCUCCUCCUAUCACAUAACUCAGAGGGAGGUGGAGAGAAGACAAGGCAUGAUGGAUGCUCUGGUCACCAGAGAGAAACAGAUUGAUCAAGCCACAAGAAACGAGGAGCAGUCCAGCGUUAAGUCUGUUGGGGAUAGAGGUCUCCUGUUGGCUGGGGCCAGUGACCGUGACCCCUGGGGUGUGCGAGAUGAACCGGAAGUCUUUCCUGACAUGAGCAACACGGACCUGCACCAGCACCAGCAGACUGUCAUCAGAGAGCAGGACAGAGGACUGGAAGCGUUGUCCCACGUGAUCGGUCGUCAGAAGCAGAUGGCGCUGGACAUCGGCAAUGAGGUGGACAGUCAAAAUGAUCUACUGGACGAUAUCGGCGACCAUAUGGACACAACUGAUACACUUUUACAACGAGAAACUCGGCACAUUAGAAUAGUUGACCGCAAGUCUGGGGCCUGCUGUUAUUACAUUGUAAUAAUGUUGCUGUUUGUGGCCAUUAUUGUCAUUGUGGCCGUGCCUUACAAAGGAAAACCUUAAGAGAAAUCCUCACCAUUUCACCAAGCUGACAUGUGUCAUGUCAACUGUCAUGUCAUCUGUUAUGAUGUCAUUAUGAGAACUGUGAUGAAGAGAUGCUGUUAUCCGCAAUUAAUAGCUUCUGCUAAGAAUUGGACAACUUAUUAUUGUACUAAUUAUUACAACUGAUAUGUUUUGAUUAAAAGAGCAAGUUUUGUUAUCUUG